Molecule: messenger RNA, 1691 nt
Organism: Clupea harengus (Atlantic herring)
Lineage: Eukaryota; Metazoa; Chordata; Actinopteri; Clupeiformes; Clupeidae
Gene: yipf2
Product: Yip1 domain family, member 2
Biological process (GO): vesicle-mediated transport
Cellular component (GO): membrane; Golgi apparatus
Molecular function (GO): small GTPase binding
Source: RefSeq, a predicted model, not a curated record
UGUUAUUCACAACAAAUUAUCUGCGUGACAUAUUUGUUCCGCAUGUCUUAAGAUCACGUGUCCAUGUUAUCAGGUAGACAUAGGGCUAAACAGGAACUGUUAUUUCAUAUAGGGGUGACGUGGAGUGUAUCCCGAGUGGUAUCGAAUACCAUGAAUGAAAUGCUGUUGAAGAAAUGAUUGUCAUUUCAUGUACUGGUAUGGUUUAAAGAACUGUGGUAUUUUUGGAGUACUCUCUGAAAAAGUUAUCGAGCGACGUCAGAGGAUAGACGAGAUACAUUUGCUAGUAACAUUAGCUAGUUCGGCUAUCUAGCUAACGUUAUCAAGUCAGCAGAACUUCAUUGUCCAUCCAGUGAGCAGACAGUGGCCAGUUCUGCAUGAAGAUUGACCCCUGCAAUCAUGGCAAGUCCUGAUGACUUAAAAUUUCAAGAAUUCGAUGAGGCCGCAGACUUGCUGUCAGCUGACCCUGGGGCCUCUACCCUCAGCGUGUCCGCCUUGAGUGGCACAACAGCAGGGACCCAGGACACUAAAGUAGACCUCUCCGAGGAUGAAGAGAACCAGCAGGAGAACUCAGGGCUACUAGGUGGAGAGAAUAAGACUGGCGGUUUUUGGACAUUUGAAUACUACCAGUCAUUCUUCAAUGUAGACACAAUGCAGGUGCUGGAUAGAAUCAAAGGAUCUGUGAUGCCUGUGCCUGGGAGAAACUUUAUAAAGCACCACAUCCGAAACAGUCCAGAUUUAUACGGUCCCUUCUGGAUCUGUGCAACACUGGUGUUCUCUGUGGCCAUCAGUGGGAACCUUUCGAACUUCCUGAGCCACAAGGGUGAUGGGCAGUACCACUACAGGCCCCAGUUCCACAAAGUGACGAUAGCAGCGCUUGUGGUGUUCCUCUAUGCAUGGCUUGUGCCGCUGGGCGUCUGGGGUUUCCUGACCUGGCGGCAGGGGACAGAGCGCCAGACCAGUGCGUACUCCUUCCUGGAGACGGUGUGUGUCUAUGGAUACUCCUUGUUUAUCUUCAUCCCCACCUCGGUAUUAUGGAGCAUACCAUUUCAAUGGGUACAAUGGACUCUCAUUGUAAUUGCUAUGGUAAUCUCAGGGUCAGUACUAGUCCUCACAUUUUGGCCUGUGGUUCGUGAUGACACCAAGGUGACCGCUUUUGCCACGGUGGCAAGCAUUGUGGUGCUCCAUGCCCUGCUGGCUAUUGGCUGCAAGCUGUAUUUCUUUGAGACAGCUUUGGAAAUAACGCCGACACCCACUCCAGGCCAUCUUACCACGAAUACCAGCAUGGGCCAAAUGAACUGACUUGGAUAAGGGUUGGGUGGUGGAAGACUGGGGUUGUUGUCCUGAGAUUGGGAUGGGGCAGUGGUUUGAAGGAGAGCGAUUCUGAUUUAAUUUGUGUAUUAAAAACAUUUAAUAAAUAAUCUUCUAUUUUUGCACUUGUGCAGCAAAGAAAUCCAGAUGAAGUGUUGGAUUAGUGUUUGAUAUGGAUUAGGGGCAAGUGUUUGAACUUUGGACUACUCAACAACCCCCAAACCACUCUACCAAGUGGUCUGGGUUCAUGUCCAUUCCCAAUUUCCCCUAGGUAAACUCAUUUAUUCCUGUACUUAUUUAUUUGUUCUUUACUGUUUUACUUUCCUGCUUUGACUUGGGGCUUUCCCUGGGGUGUAAAUAAAGUCAUUCCACAUUCGUCAGUA